Molecule: messenger RNA, 1401 nt
Organism: Trichoderma gamsii
Lineage: Eukaryota; Fungi; Ascomycota; Sordariomycetes; Hypocreales; Hypocreaceae
Exons: 8
Coding region: 1-1401 (466 amino acids)
Biological process (GO): biosynthetic process
Molecular function (GO): pyridoxal phosphate binding
Source: RefSeq, a predicted model, not a curated record
AUGUUCUCCGGACGCAAAUUCUCCAUCAAUCGCCAUACCGGCGCCCCGAAGCCGCUGCUGCGACGCUUCAGCAACGCCGAGCCGUCAACGAAUGAGUUCCAGUCCAAGGUCCACAGACAGUUCCGCAAUGCGCACGAAGGCCACAUGCCCCACGCCGGCCUCGAUGCCAGCCGAUCGUCCACUGGUGUCAUCUGGUGUACUGAGCGAGCCAACGAGUAUGGCUUCAUGGAUGAGCCUGAUGCGUGGGCCAAUCUUGGCCAAGGCGCCCCUGAAGUCGAGGACGAAAUUGCCGGUUGCUUCAAGCGACCCGAGACGAUCAACAUCAGCGUUGCGGCUAGAGAGUACGGCCCUACAGCUGGUAUCAAGCCCCUGAGAGAAGCCGUUGCCAAGCUCUACAAUGAGACGCACCGUCAGGACAAAGACAGCAAAUACACCUGGGAGAAUGUCGCCAUCGUGCCCGGUGGCCGUGCUGGUCUCAUCCGAAUUGCCGCUGUUCUGGGCAGCUCAUACCUGUCUUUCUUCUUGCCCGACUACACUGCUUACAACGAGAUGCUGAGUUUGUUCAAGAACUUUGCAGCUAUCCCCGUUCCCCUCUCCGAAGAAGACGGUUACCACAUCCACCCCGACAAGAUUGCUGAAGAAAUUGCCCGUGGUACCUCCGUUAUCCUUACCUCAAACCCUCGCAACCCCACUGGCCGAGUCGUUGCCAACCCCGAGCUGGCUGAGAUCCAGGACCUUUGCCGAGGCCGCGCCACCUUUAUCAGCGACGAGUUCUACUCUGGAUACAACUACACCAGCAACUGCGAUGGUUCCACCAUCUCGGCCGCUGAGAACGUUGAGGAUGUCGAUGAAGACGAUGUGUUGAUCAUUGACGGUCUCACCAAGCGCUUCCGACUGCCUGGAUGGCGAAUUGCAUGGAUCAUUGGACCCAAGGAGUACAUUAGCGCUAUUGGCUCAUGUGGUAGCUACUUGGAUGGUGGUGCCGUGCAUGCUCUCCAAGAGGCUGCUGUCCCCAUGCUUGACCCUACCUUGGUUCAGAGUGAGAUGAUUCAUCUCCAGCGCCACUUCCGGGACAAGCGUGACUUCACCGUCCGACGUCUACGUGAGAUGGGCUUCUCCAUCAAAUACGUUCCCGACUCCACCUUUUACCUGUGGCUGAACCUCGAGGGCCUUCCUGAGGCUAUUGCUGACGGCCUCAACUUCUUCCAGGCCUGCUUGGAGGAGAAGGUUAUUGUUGUCCCGGGUAUCUUCUUCGAUCUCAACCCCUCGCGAAGACGUGAUCUGUUCGACAGCCCGUGCCACCACUUCGUGCGUCUGUCAUACGGUCCCAAGAUGGACGUCCUUAAGAUGGGUUUGGAUGGUAUCGAGCGCGUUGUCAACAAGCACAAGCGAUCCGCCUAA